AUGUGUGUGGCGUAUACUGGAGCUGUGCUUCCUUUACGCUAGAGCUACAUUUGUGUCUGGCAGAUGAAUCAGAGGGCUUCACUUUAACAAGGGCGGCUGGUUCGAGUUGGUGAAACGGAGAGGAACCGCUUUGAAGAAGUGGAUCGGGACUGGUUUAAUGCACCCUCCCUCUUAAGAACUACUACAAAGGGAGUGUACAAAGAGAGUUCCGCUGCGUAAACCGACACCGACCAUCGUAUCGCUCGCUCUUCCAGCCGUCAAAGAAAAAAAGCAUGGGUGAAAACAAAGGGAACUGAGAGUCUUUCUUUGAGAAAUUUUGGGAUUUCUUGUUCACGUUUCGAAAUGAUGCCGUUAUAAGACGACGCGCUGUGUUUUCAUGCGUUUUGGACGCGCUGACAGCCCGUGUGUGUUACGCACUGACUCACCAAAGGAGCUGUUUUGAAUCUGGAUCAUCCGCGCCUCAUCGUCCAAUCAGAAUCUGCAUUCCGUGGAGUGAAAAAGCGAGUGGGACCGGUGAAAUGGUCUGGGCCAAAGUCCUUCUUGUGAUGUUCAUGAUAGGGUUUGAAAAGGGGAUUUGCGUUAACUGGAACCCCGUUCCACGCAAGACAGUUAAAUAUAAUGAUGUGCAUGACAGUAUGGCGAGGUUUCACUCUAUUGGGGUGUGGAACUACACCACGCUGACCCUGGCAGAACAUGAAAGAGUUUUGUACGUGGGAGCCCGAGAGCACAUCUUCGCUCUGGAUCCCAAUGACAUCAGCCGACAGCUCCGACCGCAGAUUGAGUGGUCUGCUCCUUUGGAAAAGAAAAAAGAGUGUGCAGCGAAGGGGAAGAAUAACCAGACUGAGUGCUUCAACUACAUUCGCUUCCUGCAGAGCUACAACCACACUCACCUGUACACAUGUGGAACAUAUGCCUUCCAGCCCAAAUGCACCUACAUUAAUGCAGAUCACUUCACUCUGGACAGCGCCACCCUGGAGGACGGCAAAGGAAAGUGCCCUUACGACCCUGCCAAGGGUCAUACAGGCCUCAUUGUAGACAAAGAGUUGUACUCCGCCACCCUUAAUAACUUUCUGGGCACUGAGCCCGUGAUCCUAAGGAACCUGGGACAGCAACAUUACAGUAUGAAGAGUGAAUACCUACCUUCCUGGCUCAAUGAGCCAAAUUUUGUGGGAUCAGCGCUGGUCCGGGAGAGCCGGAACAGUAAAGAUGGAGAUGACGAUAAGAUCUACUUCUUCUUUAGCGAGAGAGCAGUGGAGCUGGACUGCGACAGUGAUCUGACAGUAGCACGGGUGGCACGUGUUUGUAAGGGAGACCUGGGGGGCACACGGACCCUGCAGAAAAAGUGGACCACCUUCCAGAAGGCUCAGUUAAUGUGCUCUCUCCCAGAGCGUCACAUCACCUUUAAUAACCUGCGGGCCAUCUUUACCCUGCCUGGAGCGGACUGGAGGAGCACUAGUUUCUACGGAAUCUUCCAUGCACAGUGGGGGGAUGUGGAUGUGUCUGCUGUGUGUCAGUACCAGAUUGGGGAGGUGAAAACAGUGUUUGACGGGCCGUAUAAAGAAUACAGGGAGUCGUCUCAGAGAUGGGGCCGGUACACUGGCACCGUGCCCAGUCCACGACCUGGAGCGUGUAUUACAAACUUUGAUAGAGAAAAUGGCUACAACAGUUCUCUUCAGCUGCCUGAUGCUACUCUGAACUUUGCCAAAAAGCAUCCACUAAUGGAGCUGAAGGCGGAAGCUCGCCCCCUGCUCCUUACUAAAGGGAUUAACUUCACCCGCCUCGCUGUGGACAGAGUGAGCUCACUGGACCAAAGAUCCUACAACAUGCUCUUCAUAGGGACAGCGGAUGGAUGGCUGCAGCGUGUUGUGAUUUUGGGUUCAGAGGCCCAUGUCAUUGAAGAGAUCCAGCUGUUUGAUCGACGGCAACCAGUGGACAGCCUCACCAUCUCUCACAGCAAAAAGUAUUUGUACAUUGGCUCACGCUCUGAGGUUCUUCAGCUGCCCUUGGCCAACUGCAGCCGGUAUCAUUCUCAGCCAGACUGCCUGCUAUCCAGAGACCCGUACUGUGCCUGGGACAGCGAGGGACGCGCCUGCGUCCGCAUCGACCUCCACCGCGGCUCCACAUCCACACUCUCCCAGGACCUCAUGCUGGAGAGGUUCAACCGAGGAAAAGCCAAGUUUGACAAGCCGGCCUCCAUCCCCAGCCCUGAUCAUUCUAGGUUGAGAAAUGUCACAGUGGUCGUUGGAUCAGAUCUGGUGCUACCUUGCAAUCUGGUUUCUAACUUGGCUCAACCCUUCUGGGAACUAAAUGAACGCGAACUCGCUCUGGUAGAAGGUGAGGCCAUGGGACCAAGAUUCGACCGAGCCCUUCGCGCCCUUGUUAUCCCCCAAGCCGGUUCCCUUCAAGCAGGCCGCUACAUCUGCUACUCAGAGGAGCAGGGAGUGAAGUUCCAGAUGGAAAGAUACCAGGUCGCAGUGGUGGCCAGCGCGCCUGUCUUCAUGGAGGCCCGCGCGCCUGACGGCAGCAUGGGUUUAUUCUGGGUACUUGUGAUCACCUUGGGUGCUGUUUGUCUGUUGCUGCUUAUUGCUUCCCUGUACCUUCGUAGAAGACUGAAGCUAGCCCUAGGCAAAGGGGCUGAGAUGAAGCCACUGGAGAGCACCUUAGUGUACCCCAUUACCUUACCCAAAGAGCCAACCAGCCGCCCGCCAUUUGUGCCCAGCAAAAUGGCCAAUGAUGAUGACCGCUUCUGGGAGACUGGGGCUAAUUAUUACUAUUCAGAUGGGUCCCUGAAAAUUGUGCCCGGGCAUGCCAUGUGCUCUACCGGCAGCUCAGCCUCUCCAAGCACCAUUCCAGGUCAGCCUAUUCACUCACCAAGUAGAUUAAGCCUCACCAACAUCCGAAACUCAGGCACCAAUGGAUACAUCCGCCUGAAUUUAAGCACUGCCGGGGAGGAGAGAGGGAGCGGGGGAACAGGUAUGGGCAUGGGGAGCGGACUUGGGCUGGGCAGCCGAGAGAACGACUACUCUAGUCCAUUUAAAGAGGAGCUCCGGAGAACUCUGCAGCAGAGAAGCGUCCUGCCCGAUGCCAACCCCGAGGAGUCUUCUGUGUAGAUCUUAUAGAAUCCACAGAAUACCUCUCCUACCUCCCUCCUGCUUGGGGAACUUUCUCUCCAUCCGUCUCUUCUCUUCUUGCGAACUAUUCCUUCUCUGCCAACACUUUUGCCAUGGCAAACAUCUUCUGUGCCGCAAGGCCACCAUGCUUCACAACACUCCCUCCGAUUAUUCUGGUUCUCACACUUCUAACACUCAAAGUUGCUCUUAGAAUGAGCCUCAACCAAGACUGAAAAAAUCUUACAAACCUUUUGUAAAUGUCUGUAUUUAAAGGACCAGACAACAGGGCCUUGUGUUGAGCAUGGCUAACAGGCAAACACAGGUACAUCUCCAAGAGGAACCCGACGAGCCAAAUGUAGCUAUCAGUCUGUUCUGUGUAAGGCAGAGUCUGGCAACAGAUCAUAGUCAUUUGGCAAGCUGAAGGAUACAGAGCUCUAUGCUCCUAUUUUGACGUCCAAAUUGCUUGCCUCAGUCCAGGCAGGUGUUUGGGCAGGUUUCUUGCACUCUUUGUGAGUGGAAAAGCAUGAGAGAAGACAAAGUGGACAAGCAAAAACUUAAAUUGCAAAAUGACAAUCACGCUUUUCUCUCAGGAGAGAAAAUGAGGAGAAAUUGUUAAAGAGAAGAGAGAAAAACAAUUGAGUGAGCUGUAAAACAGAAACAGAACUCGAAUCAUGGACGAAUGCUUUGCCUUUCUUUACAGCUCAACUUUUUUUUUAUGUUGUCUUUUUUUUUUCAGAGAAUGUGUCCUGAGACUUGCAGCACUAUUAAUAUAUUGUGAGGUUUUUCUGUCUGUUUAUUGCAACCUUUAAAGAAGGAUUUUUUUUUUUUUUACUAUUAUUAGUUUCAGCUGAAAUGUGAAAAGGAAUUAGCUUGUUCUUGUUCACCUCAAAUCAAAAUCCAGGAUUACCAGUGGUUGUAGCAUGAGGGAGGUGUGAACAGAAUGUUGUACUAAGACUGAAUUGGAUGUUACAGCAAGUGCAUUAUUGUAUAUAUUUGGCUUGAACUGCCAAAUUAAGUACAACCACAGUGUUUGCCUACACGAUAAACCAGGUGAAUGAAGACACACAAUGGAAUGAAACUUCUGGAAUGGUUUAGAUGACUCCGCCUACGUUCUCAAGCCAAAUUAAUAUUCAUGAACAGCUUUCUUCAAGGACUACGAGUAGCUGAGUUGUAUGUUAAUUAGUCCAGCUUAAAUGACCAAUCAGGCUGAUGAAAAACAGGUAAGACUACACCAAAAAGAUUGAUAUUUCUAAUUUUCAGGGUUCCCACAGUCAUAAAAAACCUGGAAAUAUCAGGGUAUUUUCAAAGAGUGAUUUCCAGGUUUAGAAAUGUCAUGGAAAUUGAUAAAAUAAUAAAGGUCAUGGAAAAGUCAUGGCCAUUUCUAUAGUGAAUAUACAUUUUUUAUUUUUGGUCAGCUCUAAAAAUAUCUCAUCAGCUAGAUUUUGCUUUUGUAUAGAGUCAAAUUUGCUCACAAGCCAUUGUGAUGUCCGAUUGGUGAGCAAAACAUUUUUUGGGAGUUGAUUCUUGUCAAUGAAUAGGUCAAAAAGGUUCACAAAUCUGUCUGAAUGAUUCAUUAGCGAAUCGGUCUUAAUCAAAAUUAUUUUUAAAAAUCUGUAUCCAGUAAUCAUAAACGCCUAGAAAAGGUCAUGGAAUUUUAUUGGUGAAAAAAGGAUGGGAACCCUGAAUUGUUACUGUUUAAAUAACAUAAAAACUCUCAACUAACAGGUUAUAUCUCUCGUUCAUCUCUUUCAGUAUGGGCUUUGCAACUCUUUAAAGGUAUAGUUCAUCCAAAAAUGAAAAUUCUUUCAUUAUUUCCUCACCCUCAUGCCAUCCCAGAUGUGUAUGACUUUCUUUCUUCUGUAGAACACUAAUGAAGAUAUUUAGAAGAAUAUUUCAGCUCUGUAGGUCCAUACAAUGCAAGUAAAUGGUUACCAAAAUUUUAAGCUCCAAAAAGCAAAUAAAGCAGCUUAAAAGUAAUCCAUAAGACUCCAGUUUUUGACUUCUGAAGUGAUACAAUCGGUGUUGGGUGAAAACAGACCAAACUGUAUCUCCUUUUUUACUAUACAUCUUGACAUCUGCAGUUUCCUUGGCGAACAUGGUUUCAAACUCAAUUACACUUCCUAGUGCCAUCUAACACUCUUGCGCAUGCGUCAAGCACUAGAAAGUGUAAUCAAGCUUAAAAUCAUGAUCGUGCCUAGAGACUGCAAUGGCAAGAUGUACAGUAAAAAAUGUGUAACAUUUUGGUCUGGUCACACAAAAUCGAUUGGAUCGCUUCAGGAGACAUGGAUUAAAACACUUGAGCCAUAUGGAAUGCUUUUACGCUACCUUUAUGUGUUUUUGGGGGCUUCAAAGUUUUGGUCACCAUUCACUUGCAUUGUAUAGACCUACAGAGCUAUAUAUUCUUCUAAAAAUCUUUGUUUGUAUUCUGCAGAAGAAAUAAGAUCAUACACAACAUGGAUAGUAUGAGAGUGAGUUAACAAUGAGAGACUAAACACAAAACAAGGCGAAAACAGAAAGCCGAGGACAUUUAAUUCCAUUGACCAUGAUUGUGAAGACAAAUGAAGGAGAUAAAGAUUUUUCAUGACCCUGCGGGUGAAGAGGCACUUCGUUGGUCAUCACCAGGCCCAUAUUCUGUUGCAUGAUGUUCUGCUAAAUAUAUUGUAUAAGUUUCAACAAUACAACAAUAGUCUCAUACUAUAUAUUAAAAAAAAGAAGACAAGUUUCUUUACCUGUGCCUCUUCACCAUGGGUGAAGCCAAAGCAGACUGCAGACAUGUCCCUUCUCUUUCUCUUUUUUAUCCUUCUCUUUUUUAUAUUCUGGAGUUUGUCCAUUGCACAGAACUAAAGUGUUGUUGUCUGAAAUCUUUGUUACUACUAAUCUUGUUUUGGUGGAAUGCUAUUCUUUGUGGCAUGAUAGCUUUACAGUUUUCUCAAGCAGCUUUCCAUUCUGCAAUUAACUCUGUUCUAGUCUAUGAUCGAAUCUGUGCUGCACAGCAUAAAAGGGAAGUUUACACUGGUUAGAAAAGAUCUUUGUACUAAAAGGUAUGUUCAAAAAAACAGAACCCUUUCUGCAAGGACUUCUCAGGGUGGACUUCUGACUCUUGAAAUCUUGAAAUUCUUAAUUUCACUCAUUGCUUUGAUAAGCCUGUUUAAUGACCUAAAGUCAGACUUAAUAAUGACAAUUUCAGUGAGAUAACCAGAAUGUGUUGUAUAUGCUUGUUAGCAUCAUGCAUGGCUUUUUUUGUACUGACUUGAACCUGCUUCCCAGUAUUUCCUUUCCUUUGAAAAAUAAAUAAAUAGAAAUACAAUCUCAGUUCAUUUCAUCUCACAUGGCUUUAAAUCUGCUGUUUCUUUGUGGUUGCUGUUUUAAUUUUUGUUUUAUAAUUUUUUAUUUUCUUGCAUUUAAAAAAAAAUAAAUGUUUUUUUAAAGUAAUUAUGUUAAGUAAUUUAUUUUGCUUGUACAAAAAGUUGAUAUUUAUUAUCAUUGUACAUAUGCCCUUAUUUUUUAUAUAUGUAUAUAUCUACAGAAAAUAAAGAAGAGACCAGUUCACAAUG
Myxocyprinus asiaticus (Chinese sucker) is the source of this 6664-nucleotide messenger RNA. Its product is annotated as semaphorin-4C-like. Bases 519 to 3110 code for a protein of 863 amino acids. The transcript is spliced from 15 exons. Gene Ontology annotation, biological process: neural crest cell migration; negative chemotaxis; muscle cell differentiation. NCBI's taxonomy places the organism in Eukaryota, Metazoa, Chordata, Actinopteri, Cypriniformes, Catostomidae. The record is from RefSeq and is a predicted model, not a curated record. Gene Ontology annotation, molecular function: chemorepellent activity; semaphorin receptor binding.